AACAAUGUGUAUGCUGCUUUUGUUUGCUCUAGGAAAUAUUGCAAGUACGUGUUUGAAGGCAAUUAAGAUAAUUUGGAAAAUAUCAUACAUUGCAAUUUCCUAACCGAGGGUCAGAAAUGAACAAGGAGCACCUGAAUGCAACAUAAACACAAUUGCAUAGUUCAGGGACUGCUGUCUGCUGUUGAUCAUCGUAAACUUGUGACAGAGAUGAGUCUGCGUCUUCUCCGUUGCUAUUCAAAGCCAGGUACAUCAGGAUGUGGUCUUGGUGCCAUUCGCCCAUUCAGUCUCAGCAUGCAGAGAGAGGCCUUCAAGUAUGUAAAUGCCCAGGAGCUGCCGACAGACCUGUGGUCCAUCACUGACCGGGCAGCCACAACCCUCCUCUGGACCGAACUCUUUAGAGGUCUGGCGAUGACUAUGAGUUACCUGUUCCGUGAACCUGCCACCAUCAACUACCCGUUUGAGAAGGGCCCUCUGUCCCCCCGCUUCAGAGGAGAGCACGCACUCCGCCGCUACCCUAAUGGAGAGGAGCGCUGCAUUGCCUGUAAGCUGUGUGAGGCUGUCUGUCCUGCUCAGGCCAUCACUAUUGAAGCUGAGACUCGAGCUGAUGGCAGCAGGAGAACGACACGCUAUGACAUUGAUAUGACUAAAUGUAUCUACUGUGGCUUCUGCCAGGAAGCCUGUCCUGUUGAUGCCAUUGUUGAGGGUCCAAACUUUGAGUUCUCCACAGAGACCCACGAGGAGCUGCUGUACAACAAAGAGAAGCUGCUCAACAAUGGAGACCAAUGGGAGGCUGAGAUAGCAGCCAACAUACAGGCAGACUACCUGUACAGAUAGAGAGUAUAUUGCCCCAUACAUGAAAACAAUAUAUCUUAUCGUCCAUCUACGCAUUACAUUGAUUAUUUGUAGUUUAUUCAGUGAGUUACAAAUAAGCAGGGAAGCCUUGCAGCCUCUGAUUCCGAAUUGAGAAACAAUUGAAAAAUGCACAAAUCCUAUUUAUUUUUAAGUAAAGAUGGAUGAUAUUGUACUUUAAGAUGUUGAUUGUAGUCUGUAACCCAUGCAGCCUAUGCACAGUCUAUGAUGGACUAUUUUCUGCUGCACUUUAAAAGCUUCUUUUUUUAAAAUCUGAUGUGAUAGCUAAGACAUUUCUGAAAGAGUAAAUGUAUGUAAUGUAAUGUUAUUUAAGAUACUGAAAUAAAUAAUGUUUUACAACUUUAA
Messenger RNA from Cyclopterus lumpus (lumpfish), 1215 nucleotides. RefSeq names its product NADH:ubiquinone oxidoreductase core subunit S8b (gene ndufs8b). Gene Ontology annotation, molecular function: 4 iron, 4 sulfur cluster binding; NADH dehydrogenase activity. The record is from RefSeq and is a predicted model, not a curated record. Gene Ontology annotation, cellular component: membrane. Gene Ontology annotation, biological process: mitochondrial electron transport, NADH to ubiquinone; mitochondrial respiratory chain complex I assembly. NCBI's taxonomy places the organism in Eukaryota, Metazoa, Chordata, Actinopteri, Perciformes, Cyclopteridae. The transcript is spliced from 7 exons. The coding region runs from base 136 to 834 and encodes 232 amino acids.